Messenger RNA from Melospiza georgiana, 1772 nucleotides. It is a transcript of the gene PPARG, whose product is annotated as peroxisome proliferator activated receptor gamma. Gene Ontology annotation, biological process: hormone-mediated signaling pathway; negative regulation of inflammatory response; cell differentiation. Lineage: Eukaryota; Metazoa; Chordata; Aves; Passeriformes; Passerellidae. Gene Ontology annotation, molecular function: zinc ion binding; nuclear receptor activity; RNA polymerase II cis-regulatory region sequence-specific DNA binding. Gene Ontology annotation, cellular component: nucleus. The transcript has 7 exons. The record is from RefSeq and is a predicted model, not a curated record. The coding region runs from base 76 to 1503 and encodes 475 amino acids.
GGGAACGGCUGCUCCCGCUGAGAACUGACAGCGCCAGCGCCGUGCGGCUGCGGGGACCGGCCCCGAGGGAUUACAAUGGUUGACACAGAAAUGCCGUUUUGGCCCCUGAAUUUUGGAAUCAGCCCCGUGGAUCUGUCAGCCAUGGAUGAUCACACACAUUCCUUUGACAUCAAGCCCUUCACCACCGUUGACUUCUCCAGCAUUUCCUCCCCUCACUAUGAAGAUCUCCCCCUUGCCAGAGCUGACCAGUCAGGCCUGGAUUACAAAUAUGAUAUCAAGCUCCAGGAUUGCCAAAGUGCCAUCAAGCUGGAGCCUCCAUCCCCGCCCUAUUUCCCCGAGAAGGUGCAGCUGUACAACAAAGCUCACGAGGAGGCGUCCAACUCGCUGAUGGCCAUCGAGUGCCGCGUGUGCGGCGACAAAGCCUCCGGCUUCCACUACGGCGUGCACGCCUGCGAGGGCUGCAAGGGAUUUUUCCGCAGGACCAUCCGGUUGAAGCUGAUUUACGACAGGUGUGACCUGAACUGCCGCAUCCACAAGAAGAGCAGGAACAAAUGUCAGUACUGCAGGUUCCAGAAGUGCCUGGCUGUGGGGAUGUCACACAAUGCCAUCAGGUUCGGGCGGAUGCCGCAGGCGGAGAAGGAGAAGCUGCUGGCGGAGAUCUCCAGCGACAUCGAGCAGCUGAACCCCGAGUCGGCCGACCUGCGCGCGCUGGCCAAGCACCUCUACGACUCCUACAUCAAGUCCUUCCCUCUGACCAAAGCCAAGGCGAGGGCCAUCCUGACAGGAAAGACGACAGACAAAUCACCCUUCGUUAUUUAUGACAUGAACUCUUUGAUGAUGGGGGAAGACCAGAUCAAGUGCAAGCACGUGUCCCCCCUGCAGGAGGAGAACAAGGAGGUGGCCAUCCGCAUCUUCCAGCGCUGCCAGUUCCGCUCCGUGGAGGCCGUGCAGGAGAUCACCGAGUUCGCCAAGAACAUCCCGGGCUUCGUCAACCUCGACCUCAACGACCAAGUGACUCUGCUCAAAUACGGGGUCCACGAGAUCAUCUACACCCUGCUGGCCUCCCUGAUGAAUAAAGAUGGGGUUCUCAUAUCCGAUGGACAGGGGUUCAUGACGCGGGAGUUCCUGAAGAGCCUGAGGAAACCUUUUUGUGACUUUAUGGAGCCCAAGUUUGAGUUUGCUGUGAAGUUCAAUGCACUGGAAUUAGAUGACAGUGACCUGGCAAUAUUUAUAGCUGUCAUUAUCCUAAGUGGAGACCGCCCGGGGUUGCUAAAUGUGAAGCCCAUUGAAGACAUUCAGGACAACCUUUUGCAAGCCCUGGAGCUGCAGCUGAAGCUGAACCACCCCGAGUCCUCGCAGCUGUUUGCAAAGCUGCUGCAGAAAAUGACGGACCUGAGGCAGAUCGUGACGGAGCACGUGCAGCUCCUGCAGGUCAUCAAGAAAACCGAGACGGACAUGAGCCUCCACCCUCUGCUCCAGGAGAUCUACAAGGACCUGUAUUAAUGAGCAGAGCAGCUGUUAAUGCCCCGACAUGAUGUAUGUUCUUCAGAUUGCACUAUUUCUAUGAGGGAAAAACUUGGCGUACCUAAGAGAUUACUGUGAAACAGCAUUUAAAAAGAGAGAGCUUAGUAUAGUAGAUCUAUUUUAUGCAUAUUGUUUAUAAAGACACAUUUACAAUUUACUUUUAAUAUUAAAAGUAUCUAUAUCAUGAAAUUGUUGGCAGUAUUUUCAGAAUUAAUUUUUUUAAACUACGUUAUUUCUUACAAUCGCUU